AUGAGUAUCGUCACUCCAUCUCCUUCGCGGCGUAAACACAAGGCGUCACCGCCACCGGUAUUCAUCCCCGAUGAACUCAUCGCAGAGGUGUUAUCAUGGAUGACAGUAAAGUCACUGAUGCGUCUCAGAUGUGUGUGUAAGUCAUGGAAUUCACUCAUCUCCGAUCCAACAUUCGUCAAGUUGCACCUUAACAGAUCUUCACAAAACACUUAUAUCACGCUUGUAGAUGACGAUAAUUUCCUAGUCGCAAGAAUCGCAUAUUUUCCUUUGUUCAAUAAAUCUCUGAACUCUUUCCCUCCUCCGAAGGAUGCUUACUUUCAAUUGAAAGAGAAUGAAUACUUUUUUCAAAACAAUAAAAAAGACAAUGAAUUCUAUUUUGUAGUUGGUUCCUGUAAUGGAUUGCUAUGCUUGUUAGGCCACUCUACUGACCAUGAGUAUGACCAUGAGUAUGAGUAUGUUGAGAAAUUAUGGUUUCAAAUUUGGAACCCGGCCACCAAGACAGUAUCACCAAGAUUAUGUUUUUGUUCUUCCUGGGACGAUGAGGAUAGUAUAAUUCAACCUUUUAGUUUCACAUUUGGUUGUGAUGAAUCAACUAACACAUAUAAGGUGGUGGAGAUGAUGAAAACAAAGGUAAGAGUUUUCAACUUGCGUAGUAAUACUUGGAGAUAUAUUCAAUAUUAUCCUAUGUAUCUCAACCAAGAUUCGGCUGUGUAUCUUAGGGGAAGUAUUAAUUGGUUGGCAACUCAGAAUCGUUCUGGUCCUUAUUACGUUAGAAAUGAUAUUACUAUCAACCAAUUUGUGAUUAUUUCACUUGAUUUGAGGACAGAGACACAUACUCAGUUGCUACCUCCUCAGGGUUUUGAUAAAGAUUUUGAUGAAAUGCCAUAUAUCGAACCAAAACUAACUGUGUUAAAAGAUUGUCUUUCUUUUUGUUAUGAUUUCAAACAAAUUCAUUAUGUUAUAUGGCAAAUGAAGGAAUUUGAAGUGGAAGACUCUUGGAUUCAAUUCCUUAAAAUUAGUUACCGUAAUCUUCGAAUUCCACCUAAUGGCUUAUACCAUUUGUUACCAGUUUGUGUUGCGGAGAAGAAUGGUACUUUAUUAUUGACAAGCAGAACUAAUGGAAAAGCAAUUCUGUAUAACUUGAGAGAUGAUAGAGUAGAGAAACUCAUUAGCCUUUGGUGGUGGAGGAGCGCGACUUAUGUUGAAAGUUUGGUGUCCUAUUUUUGA
Molecule: messenger RNA, 1227 nt
Organism: Vicia villosa (hairy vetch)
Lineage: Eukaryota; Viridiplantae; Streptophyta; Magnoliopsida; Fabales; Fabaceae
Product: F-box/kelch-repeat protein At3g23880-like
Exons: 1
Coding region: 1-1227 (408 amino acids)
Molecular function (GO): protein binding
Source: RefSeq, a predicted model, not a curated record